Messenger RNA from Malaya genurostris, 4740 nucleotides. It is a transcript of the gene Caf1-180, whose product is annotated as chromatin assembly factor 1 subunit A. The record is from RefSeq and is a predicted model, not a curated record. Lineage: Eukaryota; Metazoa; Arthropoda; Insecta; Diptera; Culicidae. Gene Ontology annotation, biological process: nucleosome assembly. Gene Ontology annotation, cellular component: nucleus; CAF-1 complex. The transcript is spliced from 5 exons. The coding region runs from base 381 to 4301 and encodes 1306 amino acids.
GUGCAAAGUGAAAACACGCAGUUUUGUGAAUGGUAAAAAUUAAUCGCUAAUAUCCGGAAAAGGUGGACAAAAUAUCGACAACAAAGUGUACCGGUGCAUUCGUUGUUCCUUCGGUGAUCGGAAGUGACUGUUCGUGAUUGUGAGUUUUAAUAGUUGCGAGUGUUUUGGGACGUUUUUUAUCCGUGGUCCCAGGCUCAAAGUAAGGCAGCUGUGCCCGAUCUAGGUAACGGGAGCUUCCUGCUUGCGGGAAGAAAAAGAAGACCUAACGAUAACAAGUCGCUAACGAAACUUGCCUGCUGUUGAAGGAAAAAAGGGAAAACCAGACAGGAAAGGAACCGGUUAAAGGACACCUUAUAGUUCGACGACUGCGCUGGGUCGUAAUGAUGGAAUCGGUCGCAAUCGGCGACAACAAGCUGUCCCCCUCAGCGGCUGGAAAAAAGCUUAAGCAGAGCCGACUGCCGUUUCAAGUACUGCCUGGUUCACCGGCAUCGCCAGUGGCGCUCAAGACUGCGGAAUCACGCAAGCGUAAGCCGUCAGUCGAACCGAUCGUCGAUGGAGGUGGUGGUGGUGCUCCGCGAGCAGCUAAAAUUGGUCGCAUUUCUGAGGUGAAGGAGAAUGUAAAAGAUGCGGUUGCGAUUGUGCCGGUGGUGGUUCUGGAGGACGACGAAGAAAGUAACAGUGCCGAUUUGGUGGACGUUCGUAAAGAAGAUCAGAAGUUGGUCGUGGUGAAAGUGGUGAAUACUCCAAAGACUCCCAUACGCGAUGAGGUUGCCGAUAGCGAGGGGGGUGAUGGCGGUGAAAGGGGCGAAUCGGGGAAGAAAAAUAAGAAGAUAAUGAUUAAGCUACCGAUGAGCAAGAAAAAGGGUAAAAAGGAAGAUGCUCCGGAAGAAGGUUCGGCUAAGAAAAAGAUUGCUAAAGAAAAGAAGAAAAACAAGAAGGAGGCCAAGGCUAAAAAGGAACCCGGGGAAAAGUUAGUCGAGCCAGAAGAUCCGGUUGUGAUUGACGAUUCUGCUUUGUCCGAUGGUGAGAAAGUGCAGGAAAAUGUCGAGGGAAAAGUGCAAGAGUCAAAGUCAACUAAAAAAGAUACAGCCAAGCUUGUUCAGAAGAAAAACGACAAGAAAGCAGAAUCGAAAGAAUCUGAUGCCGGUUCUAAUGCUGAAAAGAAACAAAAAGAAUCAGAAGUUCCGGAAGAACCUUUUAAAGUAGAAAAGCCAAACGAUAAAGCAGUUCCAGCGGUAGUCGUAAUUGAUGAUGACGAUGAUCAGAAAAAUGAAUCUAAAACGGUUGAGCAUCUUUCGGGCGAAUCAGACGCAGUAACCCCUCGUCGUUCCAGAUUAUCACGGGUGACAUCUCAAAAGACGGAGGAGGAAAAAGCCCAAAAGUUGAAAACUCCUUCGUCGCAGAAAAAGUCUAAAAAAGCGGAAGAAUCCAGCACGCCAAAAGCCACAAACGAAGUAACAGUGCAGAAGCCGGAGAAAAUCGUGAAAUCAUCGAAUUCUGCAAAGAAAGCUUCUUCCGCUAAGAAGACUGAAGCACCGAACAAGGAAAAGGAACCGAUGAAAGAAACAGGAGAAGACAAAAAACCGGCCAAGGGUGCACUGGCUAAAUUCUUCGCGAAAGCUCAGUCGGGUCCGGAGGUUAAACUCAGCGACGACAUCGUACCACUCGAGUCGAAACCCUGCAAAUUGAGUGAACCCGAACCGGAGCAGGAACCGGAGAAAACUCCGGAAAAACAGCAAGCGUCAGCCGAUUCGGACCAACAGUCGAACCCGAACAACAGCACCAUUGCCAGCAUUUGUUUGGACGAUUCGUCCGAUGGUGGCAACACGGCCGAUGACGAAGAGAAUGCCUACAUGUUGUGUACGCCGAAUUCGAAGGAACGCUCGCAGCUGACGGCCGAGGAGAAGUUGGAUCUGCAGAAGAAGUUGACUCCGAAACAGUUGGCACGCCGUAGGGAAGCCGAACGGAGACAAGCUCUGAAGCAACAGGAGCUAGACGAACGCAAGCGGAAGAAACAGGAGGAGAAGGAUGCCAAACAGCGGGAACGGGAGGAGCAGGAAAAGUUGAAGAAAAAAGAGCGAGAGGAGAAGGAGGAACAGAAGCGUAAGGAACGAGAGGAAAAGGAAGAACAGAAGCGCAAGGAGAAGGAAGAAAAAGAAGAACAAAAGCGCAAGGAAAAGGAUGAGAAAGAGAAGAAGCGUCUGGCCGAGUUGGAAGCAAAGAACGAAGAGAAACGCAAGAAAGAGGAACAGAAGGAGGAAGAGCGUCGGAAGAAGGAAGAAGAAAAGGAGGCCGAAGAGAAGAGAAAGCAGAAGGUGGCCCAAGCUUUUCAGAGUUUCUUUGUCAAAAAGAACAAUAACAACUCCAAAGAAGGCAAACAAUCGGAGGAUGAGAAUUCCAUGGAUCAGCAGCAGCUUGGAGACGGUGGUGAUGCUCCGAAGCGUACAUUUAUGCCUUUCUGCGUCAAAGGGGACAUGCGGCUGGCUCCGUUAUGCAGGACAUCCCUGGGUGACGAACGGAAGAAACGUUUGGACGAGCUGUUGAAGAAAUCCAACGAUGAAAAUGGCAACGAUGCCGAUCGGGUCGGUCGGAAACAGCUUUACCUGGCACAGCUGAAACGCGUCGAUUACUCGGUUGGCAAGUGUGACCGAACCUGGGUGGCACAGGAGGAUGAUACCGAAGAGGACGACGUGAUUUAUAUUGACGAAAGUGUUUGCCAUCAGAUCGAAGUGGAUCCGGAUGCUCCGCCAGCCAGGCGAUACCGUGCCAAGUACUUUCUGUUCGAGGAAAACCGUCGUCCGCCGUACCUGGGAACGUGGCGAAAGCGAAGUGCUAAAAUCAAGGCUCGGCGUCCGUUUGUUCAGGAUACGAAAUUUUUCGACUACGAGGUCGAUUCCGACGACGAAUGGGAAGAGGAAGAACCGGGCGAGUCUCUGCAUGGCAGUGACGACGAGAAGGAUGUCGACACCGAGGAAGACUACGAAGUGGACAACGAUUUCUUCGUUCCACACGGGCAUCUCAGCGACGAAGAAAUGCAGGCCGAAGACGACGCUAUGGACGACAACAGUCCCGAGACGCAGAAGGCCAAACUUAAAAUCAUGCAAAUUGAGUUUGCCGCAGAGAUGAAGAAAAAAACGGAAAAGAUCAAACCACGGCUGAUUGGUUGCAUUUGGGAGAAUGCUUCGGAGGGCGGCGAUCAGCGUGCCGAAUGCUCUUCCGUUAUCUGGGAUAUUCUGAAGGCCCGCGCUAUGCUUUUCGAUCCCGAGGAACCGAUUUCGUUCACCGUACAGAAAGCUGACCCGGAAUCUAAUCAAUCCUCGCCGAACAAGGACAAGGAUGCGGUCGAACUGCGGCUCAAAAAGGUUAAGCUGGUGGACGAAGGGGUCAAGGAAUUAAUAAAACUUGUUCACGGGUGUGCUCAGAACAAAAAAUUUCUAAUAAAAGAGUUCCUUGCCUACUGGGCCAAACGGAGAGAUGAAGGGGAGUUCAACGUACCUCUGUUUGCUCCCGAUAGCAUACGGGCCAAAAUCGUAGAAAUCUCCAGUUGGAGGCCCUGCCCGGACGAAGGGCCGAUGCAGAAUAAAAUGUGCUGGUAUGUCAACAAGGACACCCUGAAAAAAUAUCAGCUAACGGAUAUCACAGUUCCGACGGGCUGGCAGUUUAUCUUGAAACCAAUCACCAAAACCAAGAAAAAGGAACGCAAAGAGACCGAAGAAAAGAACGAAGGUGAGAAUGACGAGAAGACACCACCCAAAAAGGAAUCCCCCGUGGAGGCGGAGAAAAAAGAACGUUUAAGCUCCGCAACUCCCAACUCGGCUACCAAAUCGAAGGCUACAUCCGGCUCCAGCGUUGCCAAAUUCACGAAGAAACUGUCGGACGAUGACAAGCAGAAACAAUUUGCGAAGGCGAAGAAAAGUGGUCAUUCGCCGAAGUCUUCUAGCAAACCGGGCCCAAAGUCGUCGACAAGCAGUGCAAAGAAAACGAAAGCUUCUUCCGCAGUUGGCAGCAGCCCGUCCACGACCACUAAAACUUCCGCCAGCACCAACACCACCAGCAGUAGCACUAAUGGAGUCCCGGAUAACAAACCUCCCAAGAAACGUGUCCAGCUGUUGAUGUCCGUCCCGAAGGGUCAAACCAUAAACGAAUCGGUGAAGAACAAUUUGAUCAGUCAGUUUCUUGCCAAGGGCAGCAGCAACAGCAGCAGAAGUAAGCCCGCCGAACCGAUGGAGGUUGACCCUCCGAUCAAUGGCGGCGGCGGGCGGCAGCACGAAUGCGAAACUAUUAUCGUCUUAGAUGAUUAGGUUAAAACUAUUGUGUAUUAAUGCAAAUAUUGUAAUUUAUUCGCUGGAACCACCUUCACCUGGGGAAGAGUCGCACAGAGGAUGCCUUAAAAAUAAUGUUCUGUUAUUUGAAAAGUUAUAUCUAUCCAACCAACAUUUAGCCUGUAGUCGCAUUUAGCUCUGCUAAUCGUUUCUAGUUUAGUACUUUUUUUAUAUAUAGAUUCACUAUCGUUCUUUGUCCACAAUAUACACGGUGCGGUGCGUCACGCCAACGAUAUUCAAUUGUAUCGCGACAGAAUCAACAGAACCUCCUAUAUAUCUGAACCGAACAAUACCCCGGGCUGGCUGUGGUUUGUUGCGUCCACAGAAUCGUGUUCAGAAUUGCAAUCGAGCGGUAGCGGGAGCGGGAAAAAUGCAAAUUUUUUUUCGAGCAAGCUGAAAGUUGAAUAAACUGCGAAAA